Messenger RNA from Nematocida parisii ERTm1, 296 nucleotides. RefSeq lists its product as uncharacterized. The record is from RefSeq and is a predicted model, not a curated record. Gene Ontology annotation, biological process: positive regulation of mitotic metaphase/anaphase transition; protein ubiquitination; anaphase-promoting complex-dependent catabolic process. Lineage: Eukaryota; Fungi; Microsporidia. Gene Ontology annotation, molecular function: cullin family protein binding; zinc ion binding; ubiquitin protein ligase activity. Gene Ontology annotation, cellular component: anaphase-promoting complex; nucleus. The transcript has a single exon. The coding region runs from base 19 to 279 and encodes 86 amino acids.
UUUGUUAUUUUUUUAUCCAUGAAGAAUCUGCGCAUCCGAGUGAAUGCCAUCCAUGCAUCGUUCACGUGGAGGUGGAAGAUGGCAGAGGGCAUUUGCGGAAUAUGCCAGCAGGCAUUUGAACAGAUGUGCUCAGAGUGUGAGCAUCCAAUCGAGUGCGUGCCUGCGCUGGGCGAGUGCAACCACUGCUACCACAGACACUGCAUAAAGAAUUGGAUUGCCACAAAUAACCUGUGUCCAAUAUGCAGGGCUCGGUGGAAGGAGAAAGAAGAAAUAAGUUAAUAAAUUUGUAUGAAGCA